Budorcas taxicolor (takin) is the source of this 1913-nucleotide messenger RNA. RefSeq lists its product as uncharacterized. The record is from RefSeq and is a predicted model, not a curated record. The transcript is spliced from 3 exons. Lineage: Eukaryota; Metazoa; Chordata; Mammalia; Artiodactyla; Bovidae. Bases 1 to 672 code for a protein of 223 amino acids.
AUGGGACAGAAAAAGUCAGCUGAGAGCAGAGCUCACCUCCAGGGGCGAAGGAUAGAAGAGGAAGAACACGGCAGGAACCCUUCCAACCAGGAUCAGAAAUAUGUUCUUUUUGAAGCUGAGCUGCAGCCGCCUCGACUUACCCGCGGAGACCGGGGAGGGAGUGGGAGCGCCGCCUUCACGCCCGCGGAGGAGGCGCCGGCAGCACCAUGGUCCCCGGUGCCGCUGCCGCUGCCCCUGGCCCGCUUGCUCGCCACACGCUCUCUUCCUCUUGCAAACUUUCGGGUUCUGCGGUCGACAAGAAACCGGGGUGACCGUCAGCAAGUCUUCUCGGUGCAGGGCACGAAUGGAGCGUCGGGAGCUCGGGAAGAAGGCGGCGCGCAGACGAGGAACAGAGAGCCAUCGGCUGCCGGGACAGCGCCAAAGGGACGCGGCGACUUGCGCACGUCUCAGGACAUAUCGAGGCUUGGGAAAUCCCCUCCACCCCCGUUCUUAAGAGGGGAGUACACCCAGAAAGUGCAUGUGAUGGCGUGGAGAGGAAUCCGCGCGCGGCGACGACCCGCAGCGCACCCUGCUCCCACUCUCACUCGCGGAGCUGGCCACGGCAGUCGCGGAUCCCUGGCAGGGAGGCUGAGUUCGCUGGGCCGAGCGCGUGAGGGGUACGUGUCUAGCUGAGGGUGUGCGGGUAUGUGUUUGAGUUUUCUGGGCUCUGGGGUGCGAUAGAGUGUCCCCGCCAUCGAGGUCGGGGCGCGGCGUGCGUAGCACUAGAGACGUCCCCAGCCGCGGGGCCUAGGGCGCGGACAUCCCCAGUCAUUCUGCUGAGGCCCACGGAGCAGCCCCUGGGCACAGAGGGGACAAACACUAGCAGUUGAGCGAAGGGAAAAAGUUUGCUCCAAGUGCAAACUUUGGGCUCGAGAAGCACCCAGCAGCGCGCCCCCCUCCCGCCGUGGACCUGACCCCGGGCCCUGCGCCCUCCCGGCAGCUACUCGGAAGGCACCCCAACAACGGACACUGAAAGUUACACCAGGCCGCCUGGGCUUAUCGAUUUCUCUCCCCACGGCGAGUGCAGAACAACGCGUGAAGGGGCCAAGGGGAAGGCGAGAUUGCCUCCUCGCCGCUGCCUUCGCCGCCCCACCCCCCAUUUGACUUAUGGAAAUGCACCCAAGAGAGCGGUGCCCCUGGAAACCCCUCCACCCCCAGGCGACUCACAGCCCCCACCCACCCCAGAGCCUGGCCCUGACCCUGGGAAGAGAGAGGCUGCCUCUGGGGAGGGCUGGGGGAGAUGCACGUGGAGCCGUGGAGCCGGGAGAUGGAAAGUAGAUAUUUUCUUUUCUUUUCUUUCUUUCUUCUUUUUUUUUUUUUUGGUUGUUGUUUUUGUUGUUUAAAGUGGUCGGAAACAAGGCAGGAGGCGGCUUGGGAAAAAGUGGAGCAGAAAUGGAAAAAUACAAACUCACCCGCUGCAAAUGGUCUCUCGGUGCAAACUAAGGUGUUUUCGGGCCUUUCCCCGAGCGCGCCCACUCCCGCCCGCGCGCGCACCCCCGCAAACACACUCACUUGGUCACACACACGCGCGCGCGCGCGCACAUGUACACACACACACACAGACACACACACACACACACGCACUCCCGGGCGAGGGCCGGGCCGCGCGAGUACAGCAUGAAACCGCCACACAAUAAAUAACAAUAGAUUCCUCCGCUCCGGACUAGCUUCCCGGAGCCCAGCUAGCGCCAGUGGUGGCGGCGGCCGCAGAGGCGCGGACGGCGUCGGGCCGGGGCUUUCCCCAGCCUGCUCCCACCCCUGACAUCCAGCCUGGGCCCCUUCUCCACCUCACGCGCCCACAAACCACCCCCGGGCUUGAGCCUGCUCACCCUCCUUCCCCAAGCCACUUAGGUGCUGGUGCCCGCCCCCACCCC